Molecule: messenger RNA, 3522 nt
Organism: Callorhinchus milii (elephant shark)
Lineage: Eukaryota; Metazoa; Chordata; Chondrichthyes; Chimaeriformes; Callorhinchidae
Gene: tbce
Product: tubulin folding cofactor E
Exons: 17
Coding region: 141-1763 (540 amino acids)
Biological process (GO): protein folding
Molecular function (GO): alpha-tubulin binding
Source: RefSeq, a predicted model, not a curated record
CUCUCUCUCUCUCUCUGUGUGUGUGUGUGUGCGCUGUGGGGCCGGGAGUGUGGCGCAGGCGCAGUGUGGACCUGAGUCAGUCCCAGGGAGAGGCGGAGAGGCGGCGGCGCCCGUCCAGAGGCCCAGUCCGGGAGAUUUCGAUGACUGUCACAGAUUCCAGUCUAUCGAGCAUGACGCAGAGUGACUGUGUUCCUUCUGAUGCCAUAGGGAGAAGGAUCGUCUGCAGGGAAGAAUACGGGACUGUGCGAUUUGUUGGAAAAGUACCGCCAACGGAAGGAAUCUGGCUUGGAGUGGAAUGGGACAAUCCUGAAAGAGGAAAGCAUGAUGGAACUCACGAAGGCAAUCACUACUUCAAGUGCAGCCAUCCCACAGGUGGGUCGUUUAUUCGCCCUCAGAAGGCUAGUUUUGGAGUUGAUUUCCUUUUUGCACUGAGAGAUCGCUACGGACUGGAAGGGAAUGAGGGAAUAAAGGACAUGCGGGGAAAUCCACUUCACUGGGGGAAAAAGCCUGUUGAAUUUUUGGGACCUAAAAGUUUAACAGUCAAACAAAGGCGGUUUGACACAUUGAGAAACAUUUCAUUGCGAGCGUGCCAAGUGUUCCAUGCUGGUGAAGAGGAAGAAAUAUGCAAUAUCUGCCCCAAUAUCACACAACUAGAUUUGUCCAAGAAUCUGUUUGUUUCCUGGGAUAAAGUAGCACAAAUUAGUCGUCACCUAGAAAGACUUGAAGACCUUGAUCUCAGUGAAAACAUGCUAUCUAUUUCUGCCAAUCCGGUAUCUCUUUCACAAGCAUUUGCCAACCUACAGACAUUAGCCAUUCAACAUAAUGGAUUGACGUGGACCCAGGUUCUGCAAUGCGCUUCAAUGUGGCCAGUCCUUGAAAGAGCAUAUCUGUCAUCCAAUGAAAUCUCUGUGUUAGAAAGACCUGUGGGUGUUUUACAGUCCUUGGAAUUAUUGGAUCUCAGCUCAAAUCCAUUGACUGAUGAAAAUCAACUGGUACAUAUUGCUUACUUGCCAAGGUUACAGCAUCUUCUGUUAUCAAACACUGGAUUAACCUCAAUACAUUUUGAUGAUGUUGGACCAGGUGAUAAAACAUCAAUGUUUCCCAAACUGACCUUCCUAGCGAUUGAUCAGAACAGAAUCUCUAAGUUUUCAUCCAUCAAUGAAUUAGACAAGUUACAAACCUUGGAUCAGCUGAAGUUUGGUGACUAUGAAAUGGUGGAGUCUGAGGAGAGCCCACAGACCGUGAGACAAUUCAUCAUUGCAAAAGUGGGCCAGCUGAAAAUGUUAAACAGAUCCGAGAUUUCAUCUGACGAGAGAAAGGGAGCAGAACUAGACUACCGCAAGCGAUACGGGACGGACUGGUUGAAAGCUGGAGGACAUCAAGAUCCUGAGAAAAACAAGCCUAAUCAGGAAUUCCUUGCUGAGCAUCCUAGAUAUCACAUACUUAUUCAGAAGUAUGGAGCUCCUGAAGAUGCUGAGUUGAAGCAGAAAAAGUUUUUUGCAUUGAAAGACCAGCUAUUAGCUCUGACCAUCAAAUGUCCAGACAACCCAGUCCUGAAGACAUUUGAAAAGAAGCUGCCAGACUCCAUGAUCAUUCAGAAAGUGAGAGGAUUGCUGCAUCGGCUCUUCAAAGUUCCUGGCACUGAACUAAAAUUAUCUUAUGUCAGCUCCAAGAUGAUAAAAGAAAUUGAGAUGGAUAAUGACUUGAAGCCUCUUUCAUACUAUUCAAUAGAAAGUGGAGAUUGUGUGUUGGUACGAUGGUAGCCAAGAGAAACCGAGUUGAUGGUUUUGUGGAUACAACCCUGUGUGCAGAGUUCUUCCCAGCUCAGAAGCUUGGUCCCAUCACUGUGGUGCAGAUGCACAUCAUCCUGAAGGAAGCAUGCUCUAACAGUGGUUUUGGUGAAAGUACUGUCUUACUCAGACCUCAACAAUUCUAAAUAACCCGCUGAGGGUUUUUUCCUCCUUUCACCUUCCCCCAACUGUGAAGAUACAGAUUGUGGUCCCUGUUACGGUAGAAUGCAAAUUAUAAAUUGCAGUCAUCUCUAAAUUGCUCUUCUGGUAAAAGGAAACAUUAUUGAAUGUUUGAAUAUUCACCAAUUUCUACACAGGAUAUUUUGCCACAUCUAAAUUAUUUUUUCUCCAGCCCAUACAAACAAAAUCCAAGUGCAUUUUUAUGGAACUUACUAGGAAAGUUGAGAUUCCUAAGUUUAUUCUCAAACUGUGAUUGAUGUAAAUGUUCUGACCAUUUCUAAUUUACAGUAAGCUAAAAGGUUCAAUUUUCAAAUGUCUCUUGGUGGCUGCAGCCUUUUGGUUUGUAACUUUAAUAUGUUGGACUCUACUUCAGAGAGCCUGGGCUUGAAUCAAAGUCUUUACUGGUAUUCAGUUUGCUCUGAGAGUUUGGAAGAUUUCUAGCUGAGCCUUUCAAUGGAAUGCUUGGUUUUAUUGGAGGAAUCAGCCACCCAACCCUUCCCAUUGUUGUAAGGUGUGAAACACCAUUGCCAGUGGCUACUCACAAACCGGCCCUCGCUUCUCCAGAAUGGAUUGUUGCAUAAAGUGGAAACACUUUAUCAAAGGUUUUUGCAUUAUUUUAUGUUUGGAGAUAUAACUUCAGAAAUUCACAAUAUGGAAGGCUAAUCUAUUUGAAAGAGAAAUUCAUUCAAAAGUAACUUUUCUGGUCUAGUUAUGAAAAUCUGUUCAUGCAGUAUGUUAGAGAAUGCAAAAAUUAAACACUGCUACAAAUAAACUGACCUAGAAUGUAGGUGUGAAUGAAAGAGAGAGGGAGAUGAGAAUGUGUGCUGAUACUUGUCACUGCAGAAGCUGUUGAGGUUGGGUUAUGUUUCACACCAGUGCAGGACAAGGAAAUGCUGAAAGGAUAAUAGGGUUUUAGGAGGCUCUGUGGAGCAGAUGUAUUUCAUUUUUUAUUAAUUUACAAACCAUCACUGCUCUUAUAUUUCAUCACUAAAGCAACUAUGCAGAAUGUAGCAGAGACUCUUCCUCUAACAGAGAGGGAAGGCUGCACUGCUGCAACUGGCACUCAAAAUAGACGCUUGACAACCUGGUCUAAUAUUAACAGUGACCAUAUUUAAAGGGUUUCAACAAUUAAAUCACAUCAAACUUAGUUGUUUUCGCCUUAAAACAAUGACACUGAUUGACACCAAUAACUUUAAUAUCCAGAUUUACAUUUCAAAAUAACAGAUAGUUUGAAAACAUGAAAUCUGGAAUUUUAUUUCACUGGUGAGGACAACUCUGAUAACUGAGUUACUCAGUGAGCAAUUGCUUAAGAUUUGAAACAAAAUAGUGUGUGAUUGUGACCAACAUGACAUUCUUUCAUAGUUUCAGUUACCCCCCACCACCACUACCAAAUUAUCUGAGCAAAAUAUCCAUGUUGUGUCACAUGAAUCUCACACUUGUAAGUAGACUUUAUGUGGUUUGGUUAAGUUAUAAUUGCAUUUGAUAAAUAUCUUUAUGGGAAAUGAAUGCAAAUCCCAGUCCUUUCAUUACAUAAUAAAAAAAAUGCUGCAAA